Molecule: messenger RNA, 1457 nt
Organism: Jatropha curcas
Lineage: Eukaryota; Viridiplantae; Streptophyta; Magnoliopsida; Malpighiales; Euphorbiaceae
Product: alpha/beta-Hydrolases superfamily protein
Biological process (GO): lipid metabolic process
Source: RefSeq, a predicted model, not a curated record
CACUUCACAUUCUCUGCACAGAAUUCUCAGAUUGGCAAAUUUGGAUACCAAUUGCCCAUUUAGAAGUAGCCAUUACUGUUCUGCUUGAAACAAGAAAUGAAGAAUCGGGUGCUUGAACUGGGAAUACUGUCUACGGUUAUGAUGUUGUACGCGUGUCAAGCAACAGGCAAUCUCCACCCUCUGAUUCUAGUACCAGGGAGUGGAGGAAAUCAGCUAGAAGCCAGACUAACUCGGGCGUACAAGCCGACGAGCCUUUUUUGCAACCGAUAUUACCCGGUGGUGAAACAAAAGGAGGGGUGGUUCAGGCUAUGGUUUGACCCGAGUGUCCUAUUAGCACCAUUCACCAAGUGCUUUGCAGAUCGUAUGAUGCUUAAUUAUGAUAAAGAUUUGGAUGAUUAUUACAAUGCACCUGGAAUUGAAACCAGAGUCCCUAAUUUUGGCUCCACUCAGUCACUUCUCUACCUUGACCCUCGCCCCAUCGUCAAGCAUAUAUCAGCAUACAUGGCGCCGCUGGUGGAAUCACUCGAACAAAUUGGAUAUGUAAAUGGCAAAACACUAUUUGGAGCUCCUUACGAUUUCCGAUAUGGCUUAGCUGCAGAAGGUCACCCAUCCAGAGUAGGUUCAAAAUUUUUACAAGAUUUAAAAGAUUUAAUAGAAAAAGCAAGCGCCCAAAAUGGAGGACAGCCUGUAAUGCUUCUCUCACAUAGUUUAGGUGGCCUUUUUGUCCUUCAACUUCUCAACCGAAACCCACCUUCUUGGAGACAAAAAUUUAUCAAACACUUUGUUGCUCUUUCUGCGCCAUGGGGUGGCGCUGUGGAAAUAAUGCUUACUUUUGCUUCAGGAAACACACUAGGAGUGCCCCUUGUUGAUCCAUUGCUUGUAAGAGGAGAGCAAAGGACAUCAGAGAGUAAUUUAUGGCUUUUGCCUAAUCCAAGUAUAUUUGGUAGUAAAAAACUUGUUAUUACUCCAAAUGCUAAUUAUUCAGCUUUUGAAGUUCCUCAAUUUCUUAAUGAUAUUGGAUUCUCAGAAGGCGUUUAUCCUUAUAAAUCGCGCAUUUUACCCUUAAUGGAAGGGUUAAAUGCGCCUGAAGUUCCUAUUACUUGUAUAAUCGGGAGCGGCGUAAAGACGCCGAAAACUCUUGUAUAUGGGAAAGAUGGUUUUAAUAAGCAACCAGAUGUUGUUUAUGGAGAUGGAGAUGGCACAGUCAACAUGGCCAGUUUGUUGGCGCUGGAGUCUUUUUGGGCUGAUAAGAAAAAUCAACCCCUUAAGGUAAUGAGAAUAAGUGGAGUUUCUCAUACAUCAAUACUUGACGAGGAAUUAUCUCUUAAUCAAAUAAUUGAAGAAAUUUCUUGUAUUAAUUCUAAUGCAAUGACCUCAGUAGUCUGAGAAUUUCAUGCCAUUUGGAAUGUAAUGUAUUAUUAAUUUUUUGAUGAAUGAUUUAUUAAUAAUUGAUUUUA